Messenger RNA from Penicillium macrosclerotiorum, 1494 nucleotides. RefSeq names its product arylsulfotransferase family protein. Lineage: Eukaryota; Fungi; Ascomycota; Eurotiomycetes; Eurotiales; Aspergillaceae. The record is from RefSeq and is a predicted model, not a curated record. The transcript has 2 exons. The coding region runs from base 1 to 1494 and encodes 497 amino acids.
AUGUCGUGUUCGUUAUUCUUCCUAUUUACUUUGUUACCCUUGGUUAUUGGGGAGAUCAGUUGGCCAUACGAAUCAUUCCAAACGGGGCACUGGCAACCUCCACAUUUGAACCUCACAAAGUCCGGUGAAGCGGGCUCGGAAUACAUUUUCAUAGGAGUUCGAAAGUACAUUGAGGCCGGCACCGCACCCACAAUUUUCGACAAGAAUGGUGUCAUGGUGUGGCAGGGUCCUCAUGGGGAGAAUCUUGACUUUAAGAUGCAAAAGCUUUUUGACCAGGAUGUGAUAACAUACUGGGAUGGACAGCCAGGUGCUAUGGUGUUGGGUUAUGGAACAACACAUAUCCUCGAUGACACAUAUAACGAAAUAUAUUCAGUAACCCUGUACGACAACUUCCAGACCGCUGACGGCAAACAAUUUGGCUCCUAUAUCGACGGCCACGAACAUUACAUUACGCCCCAUAAUACGAUGCUAGUCUCAGCUCUCAAUUUCACCCAGACUGACACAAGUAAUCUUGAUCGUGGUAAGCCUGCCAUGUGGGUUAUUGACUCGCUGUUCUAUGAAAUAGAUAUUGAAACAAAUAAUAUCUUAUUCAAAUGGAAUGCCAUGGAGCACAUUCCAAUUUCCAAGUCUAUGAUUCAAAUAAAAGGCGGAAAGACCCCAAGUGAGGCCUGGGAUGCGUAUCAUAUCAAUUCGGUGACUACUACGAAACAUGGAUAUCUGGUAAACUUUCGGCACCUCCACUCCGGUUUCUAUAUUAACAAGAAUGGCUCUAUCCGGUGGGAAAUUUCUGGUAGCAAUGAUGGCAGCGGUGAUUUCAUGAGUGAAAAUGUUAAAUUCGCUUGGCAACAUGACGUCCGCGUCCACAAUGAAACCGAUGAAAGCCUAGUACUCAGUCUCAUGAACAAUGAUGCCAUGGAAAAUCGGGACGAAGGCCCAUCAACUGGACAGGUUAUCUAUGUCGACCUUGUCAACAAGAAAGCAUGGAUGACCUGCGAAUUGAAAGAUCCGGCAGACAGAGUCGUCAGCGCAACUCAAGGCAGCUUCCAGUUUCUCCCAUAUCAAGGAGCAGAGCAUAUGUUAGUAGGCUACGGAUCGAUGCCCAAAUUCAAAGAAUUCGAUAGGUCAGGCAAUGUGGUUCUCAGAGGACAAUUUGGCAGCAAUCCAUACGAGGCUAAUGCCUACCGGAUCUUCAAAUUCCCGUGGAAAGCUACUCCGCACUGGGAUCCUAUCCUAGUCGUCAAUCAUACAACUGAGUACAUUGUCAACCUUUACAUGAGCUGGAACGGUGCCACAGAGUAUGACAACUGGGCUAUUUUCUCAGUUCCAUCGGAGACUUCGAAUUUGCUGGAAGGCAAACGUCUCCUGGUUCAUGAGCGAGCUGGCUUCGAGACCCAUUUGCCUCUCGAGACGCUUGAGGCCGAUUUUAUUAUCGCUGCUGCAAGAGAUGGUGAGAAGAUCAAAGGAAAGUCCGCUACUAUAAAGCUAGUGUCUUAA